Molecule: messenger RNA, 1589 nt
Organism: Pyrus x bretschneideri (Chinese white pear)
Lineage: Eukaryota; Viridiplantae; Streptophyta; Magnoliopsida; Rosales; Rosaceae
Exons: 2
Coding region: 1-1398 (465 amino acids)
Molecular function (GO): protein binding
Source: RefSeq, a predicted model, not a curated record
AUGACUACCUUCUCUUUCUUUUCUUCACUUCUGAUCUCAACAUUUUUGGUGCAUUUAUGUUUGUACCAUUAUAAGGUUGAAGCCCUGGAGAUAAUCAUAGGUGGAGGAGGAGGUGAGGCCAGCCCUCCUGCUCCCUCCCCUGAAUACGAAGAUUGUCCUCCCCCUCCUCCCCCUCCAUGCCCGCCGCCUCCUCCAUCACUGCCACUGCCGCCACCUCCAAAACUACAGUCUCCACCACCGCCAAUGCCACCAAAAUCACCGCCGCCACCUUCCUCCGGCCCCUUUGAAAGCGAGCGAGUUGAAGUUGCCUUCAAUGUGGUUAAAAGGUUCGUAGCAAAAAUCAAGUCCGACCCAAAGGGCUUCGCAAAGACAUGGCAGGGUCCAAAUAUUUGCAGAUACAAGGGCUUUGUCUGCGCCAUUCAUCCUGUCUACAAGCAGAAAACAGUCUCCGGUAUAGACAUCAACGGGGCUAUGUUGGGUGGUUACAACAAUAAACUUCCACUCGAUGGCUUCCUUGACAAGUUAGAAGAUUUGGUGUUCUUCCAUGCAAACUCCAACAACUUCACAGGCUCAGUCCCGAUUGGCACUGCCAUGCUUCGAUACUUCUACGAGCUCGAUCUCAGCAACAACAAGCUAUCCGGAGGGUUUCCGUACGAUGUUUUAACAGCAACAAAUUUGACAUUUUUGGACCUCCGGUUCAACUUCUUAGCCGGUCCGGUCCCAGCCCGAGUCAUCAAACUAGACGUUGAUGUGCUAUUCCUCAACAACAACUGUUUCACUCAGCAGAUCCCUGACGAUCUGGGCUCCUCACCUGCCCAUUACUUCACUUUUGCCAACAACAAUUUCACCGGUCCGAUCCCAAGAAGCAUUGGUCAAGCAUCCAGAACCCUUUAUGAGGUUCUCUUCCUUGGGAACCAACUUUCAGGGUGUCUGCCUUAUGAAAUUGGGUACCUAAAUCAGGCCACCGUAUUCGACGCGAGUUCCAACUGCUUAACAGGCCCAAUCCCAGCCUCAUUUGCUUGCUUAGCCAAGAUUGAGUUUCUAAACUUGGCCAAGAACAAGCUCUACGGACCAGUGCCUGAGAUGGUGUGCAAGUUGUCUAACCUGGAGAACUUGUCUUUGGCAGACAACUAUUUCACAAAGGUCGGUCCAGAGUGCCAGAAAUUGAUUGACAGAAAGAAGCUUGAUGUUAGUAAGAACUGCAUUUUGGACCAACCAAAUCAGAGAAUAAACGAGGAAUGUGCUACAUUCUUCUCCAAGCCUAUAAAGUGUCCCAACGAGAAGGAAAUGAUUUACAUUCCUUGUAAAAUACCGUAUUCGGGAUCAAACGAGAAGAAGUCCGAUCAUCUGCCACGAGCUCCACUGUCUUAUGGUACUCUUGUACCACAUAGGCUUUGAUUAAUUUCAUGCCCGAAAUGGACUCACCGGAGAUGAGUCAUGAUGGUUUCUUGCAUUUAUGCAUAUAUAGUUUAUUUCUUAAUGUUUGUAGCUACUUCAUAAUUUUAUGGAGAGAUGUAGUAAACUAUAUAGUCCUAAACUAAUAAAGCAGAAGCCAUCUAUAGAAUAAUGAGCUUCUUAUUUGUCUUAAA